Thamnophis sirtalis is the source of this 778-nucleotide messenger RNA. NCBI's taxonomy places the organism in Eukaryota, Metazoa, Chordata, Lepidosauria, Squamata, Natricidae. The record is from RefSeq and is a predicted model, not a curated record.
GAAAGCGCGGAGGAAGCGGCCGGGAAGGCGCGCCAGGUGAGACAGCCGCUUCCUGGGCCGGAGAGCGGACAGGGGAGAAGAGGAAUCGGCGGCCGCAACUUUCGGGAUGCCGGGCAGAACCACGAAGGUAAACCGAGCUCCCCCAGGACCGAGAUGAUGAACACCACGAUACACGCCAACCGGCCUUCUCCCGCCCCGGAAAAGCUCCUGACCUCCGGCAUGGUGGCUACCUCGUUCCAUUUAUUCUCUCCGCCGAUGGUCUCCAGCCAUUUAACCGUGGAGGACAGUUCCCAGCUAAGGGCUGAUCAGAACCACUCCCAGGAGACGCAGUCCCUCUUUUUGACCACCUCCACGGCAAAAGCCAUCUCGGGACUCUUCGUCUGGACGGCCCUGAUCCUUACUUUCCACCAGAUCUUCCUGCACCUGAAAAAUUACACCAUUCCCAACGAGCAGCGUUACAUCAUCCGGAUUCUCUUCAUCGUCCCCAUUUAUGCCUUCGAUUCCUGGCUUAGCCUCCUCCUCAUUGGCAGCCAUCAGUACUAUGUUUACUUCGACUCGGUGCGGGACUGCUACGAAGCAUUUGUGAUUUACAGCUUUCUGAGCCUCUGCUUUGAAUACCUUGGAGGAGAAAGUACCAUCAUGGCGGAAAUCCGAGGGAAGCCCAUUGUGUAAGUUGACCAUCGCAAACAUAUCUCUAGCUCUUGAGAGCCGAGGUGGCGCAGUGGUUAAAUGCAGCACUGCAGGCUACUUCAGCUGACUGCAGCUCUGCAGUUCGGCU